AUGUCUGCAACUCCGUCUACUCUUGCCUUCAUCAAGUUCAUCCCUAGGAGCGUACCUUUAGCAUCUGAGGAUCUUCCGGUUGAGCGUCCAAUCAGCAGGACUCUUCUAGUAGACACGGCGCCGGAUCGCGAAGAUACUCUGAAAAGCCAUGCCACCACUGUUGAGCAGCUUCGUCAAUCCCUCAAACUUAGGUCGAUGUCACCUCAGACUCAAUGGCUGUACCACUCUGUUGGCUGCGAUAGCGCCCAGGCAGUCACCAAUUCUGAAUCUGUCGUUCGCGCUUCAACCUGGCUGGAUGCCUCGUCGCCAGCACACGACGAGGCCCGCAAUACUCCAGGGGGCGCCAAGUUAAACUCUCGUCCUGCAUCGUCUGGUUCAGAAAAUAGCACCCAGGGCACAAUAGCUUCGCCCACUGCGGAACAACGCCUUGUCAGAGAUCCUGGCAACGAUUCCCUGAAGGCAUGGAUACUGAAAUCUACCACUUCAGACGGUCUGUUGGUUUCCCCUCGACCGUUGGGACCGACACACAUCUUGGUAGCUUUUCCGUCGCAGGACCCACUGGCAGGUUCCUCAAUAUCUGUCCCUGCGCGAGCCCUCGAGUUUCCUAUCAACGACCUAUUGUUCGUGUUGAAUGCGCCAAAUCUCUCACGAUCACCCAAACUCCCGACCCGUUUGUACCAAGAGCUUCCCCGUGUUGGUGUCCGAGUUCCAGACGUCGAGACUUUUCGUCACCUUGUCAUCUAUCUUCAUACCCGAAACUUGGGGCAGCUGAUACGCGCAAUCAUUCCAGAUUGGAUCAGGGAUAUCGUGUAUCCCUUGACUGCGCUACCUGCCUUCGCAAUGGCCGUGUCCGACGCAAAGGAGAAACGGAAACGCGGGUUGUUUGGGAUAUUGAACGAUGUCGGCCUUACCUGCUCAUGCAUGAACGAUGUUGCUUUCGAACCGCAAGAGAAGCAGCCUCGUCCCGAAAACCUUGUUGAUGCAGUGGCACAGGAACUCGCGGAGGCGUCUCGUGAAAAAAAUCGUAGUGAUCUGAUCAAGUACACUGCGGCACUUGAUGCAAUGAGGGCUAAUCUCGGGCUUAUAGGAUACUAUGAGCAGUCGUUAUGGAGCGAGCUGGACUUGUACCGCGACACCCUCAUCCGUGCUAUCAGUUUGGAGUCCAAAGUUGGACAGCGUGAAUGGUCGACGUAA
This is a messenger RNA of Desarmillaria tabescens, 1194 nucleotides long. RefSeq lists its product as uncharacterized. Lineage: Eukaryota; Fungi; Basidiomycota; Agaricomycetes; Agaricales; Physalacriaceae. The transcript is spliced from 2 exons. The record is from RefSeq and is a predicted model, not a curated record. Bases 1 to 1194 code for a protein of 397 amino acids.